Clupea harengus (Atlantic herring) is the source of this 1966-nucleotide messenger RNA. RefSeq names its product PLAC8 like 1 (gene plac8l1). NCBI's taxonomy places the organism in Eukaryota, Metazoa, Chordata, Actinopteri, Clupeiformes, Clupeidae. The record is from RefSeq and is a predicted model, not a curated record.
UUUCUUCAAACUCCUCUUGGUUGCUGCCACUCUCUUUGACAUGAGGCUUCAUUGAUGAGUCUCAGACAGAGACCUUUACUUGGAUGCAUUUCAAGACGCUGUUUUUUUUUUUUUUUUUUUUUAAUUUCCUGGUGUGUAAAAGACCUUUUGACCUUUAGGUCUUACACUGUUAAAUUGGGUGUUGGCUGGACCCCGUGCACUGGUCUGAUUUUAUUGGAGAAUAGCUGCCAAGUGACCCAAGUGCGAUCCUUGAAGGGUUUACUUUUUAUUUCAUUUUUCAUCAAGAUGAGUUGGAAAACCCUGACAGUAAGUUUUUGAGUAAUACCAGUCCCAGUAUACUGAUUUAAUAUCUGGACAGAAAUGAUUCAGUAAUCACAGUAUGUGGCCCUUGUGCUCUAGUGAGGUGAUGGACACUUGCUUUCCUACACCCUUAAGACUUCAGCUUUCUGAAUCUAACUCUUCGUAAACCUGUUCAGAUUUAGAGUCAUACAGCCAUUGAUUGAUUAAACAUGGAUAUCAAUAUGUGUUCUAGGAUUUCAUUUCUUUGUGAGCAGUAAACCUGCAUAAUGAUUAUAAUACAUAUGAUUUCAAUGGUUUUAGUUGAGGACACCAACUGAAAUAGUUACCCUUUUGUAUUGGUAAGCUACUGUUACCUCCUUGGAGGAGGCGGGUAAGGGGCGCUUAUCUCUCUGGAGCAGCCGCAGGCGGGCAUCCCUGGCACUGUCCCUAUCUGUGGCAGCCAGUGCCCGGCUCCCCUGUCCCGUGCAGAAGCUCCAGCCCGUCUCCAGCUCCUCCACUCAACCAACGACAGACGCAACGCCGUCACACACGCCGUCACAUCUGAGAGCACUUUUUUAAACUUACACGUACUUCUCAUUCAUGCACACAUACACAGAGACACUUAAAGAUCUCAAAGUCACACAUUCCCACAUAUUGUCUCAGUCACAUCUCUCUCGCCUAUUCACACACACACGCACUCUCUCUCUCACUCACACACACACACACACCCAUAAGUGUGUGUCCCAAAAUGAGUCCAGAGCAAGACUCCAACAUGAAGGAGGUUGCACUCCAGGACGCCAACAGUGACGACGGGUCCCUUCGCGAAGAGACGCCGAUGCCGAUAGCGGCAUCGGCGGUGAUGGCGGACUCUCCCGUCGUUACACAGCCAGGACUGGGGCGUACCACGACGACGGUCACUACCAUCACACAGACAGGAGGGGACUGGAGCACGGGACUGUUCAAUGUGUGCGGAGAGAGCAGCACCUGUUUGAUGGGAGCCUUUGUGCCUUGUUGUCUGGACUUCAAUUUGGCCCAUCAGUAUGGCGAGUGCGUCUGUCUGCCCAUGUUGCCCGGCUCCACUCUGGCCAUGCGCGUGGGGAUGCGGGAGCGCUUUAAAAUACGGGGGAGUGUGUGCGAGGACUGGGUGGCAGUGUGUCUGUGUUACCCGCUGGCUGUGUGUCAGAUGAUCCGCGAGAUGAAGAGGAGGAUGAAGACUCAGAUAUACCAGGUGUCCACUGCACUCGACUGCUCCUGAGACCACCAGCACACAUGAACAUACUGGUCACCAAACUAUCAUACAUGACUUUCCCAUUACCUGCUAACAGAAGCGCAUGAGCGUUAUGGUAUAAAGUCUAACUGAUUCAUGAAAGAUUUACCAUAUUGUACUGCUAACGCCUGUUUCAGACUUUCUGAGGUAAAAGAUGAUAUUUUUAAAGUUCCUGCUGGAGGUCAGACAGUACUGAAUGGUUUGGUUAGGUAGGCAUUGUCAAGAGGGAAGGUUAGGUAGGCAUAGUCAGGAGGGAAGGUGUAACAGAAUUCCCACUCUGGUGGUUGCUCAACUGUCUUACCCAUAGCUUGUGUUCACAUGCAUAUUUUACAAUCUAUUUGCGUUCACUCCAGUUUCAAUCCACUUCCAAUUAUGUGAAUUUUUUGUUAGCGUACAUGUGAAUAAACAGUGUCCCCUGUC